Molecule: messenger RNA, 2230 nt
Organism: Corythoichthys intestinalis (scribbled pipefish)
Lineage: Eukaryota; Metazoa; Chordata; Actinopteri; Syngnathiformes; Syngnathidae
Gene: lmx1bb
Product: LIM homeobox transcription factor 1, beta b
Exons: 9
Coding region: 211-1356 (381 amino acids)
Biological process (GO): regulation of transcription by RNA polymerase II; neuron differentiation
Cellular component (GO): nucleus
Molecular function (GO): RNA polymerase II transcription regulatory region sequence-specific DNA binding; DNA-binding transcription factor activity, RNA polymerase II-specific
Source: RefSeq, a predicted model, not a curated record
CGCAUGAGUUGGUGCCGGGACAUCUCCACUCUCUUGUCUUUGGACCUGAUGUCUGCUGUCUUCUUCUUGGACGAACUCUGAUUGCAUUGCAAAUCAGCCCUGACGCACUCGUCGCUCGAACAACAAGCAAGCGCGUCCUCGGUUCUGAGUUUUACAGGUCCGCUGUCACCAGAACGGCUUUCUGCGGGGGAACAAUCUGACACGUGCAUCAUGUUGGACGGGAUAAAAAUAGAAGAGCAUCCGCUGCGAUCGGGACAAGCGCUGGGUGUCAUGCUCGAAUUUUUCCUUCAAGGGACGGACUGUCACCACCAGACCGUGUGUGAAGGCUGCCACCGUCCCAUCUCUGACCGCUUCUUGAUGAGGGUCAACGAGUCGUCGUGGCAUGAGGAGUGUUUGCAAUGCACAGUGUGUCAACAGCCUCUCAUCACCAGCUGCUACUUCAGAGAAAGGAAACUUUACUGCAAGCACGACUACCAACAGUUGUUUGCAACCAAGUGCAGCGGGUGCUUGGAGAAAAUUGCCCCGACAGAGUUUGUGAUGCGAGCUCUGGAGUGCGUCUACCACCUGAACUGCUUCUGCUGUUGCGUGUGCGACCGCCAGCUAAGGAAAGGUGACGAGUUUGUCCUGAAGGAGGGUCAGCUGCUGUGCAAAGUCGACUACGAGAGGGAGAAGGAUUUACUCAGCUCGGUCAGCCCAGAUGACUCAGACUCAGAAAAAAGUGACGAUGAGGAGUUGGACAUCAAGCCAGAAAAAGGAAGCAUAGGAGGCCAAGGUAAAGGGGAUGACAGCAAGGAUCCCAGGAGACCCAAAAGACCACGGACCAUUUUGACCACUCAGCAGAGACGAGCCUUUAAGGCCUCCUUUGAGGUCUCUUCAAAACCUUGCAGGAAGGUGAGGGAGACGUUGGCUGCAGAGACAGGCCUCAGUGUUCGGGUGGUCCAGGUGUGGUUCCAGAACCAGAGAGCAAAGAUGAAGAAGUUGGCCAGAAGACAGCAGCAACAACAAGAACAGCAGAAUUCCCAGAGACUUGGGCAAGAAGUAAUGUCAAAUCGAAUGGAAGGGAUGAUGAGUUCCUUCACUCCUCUGCCGCCACCACAACAGCAGCUGGUUGCCAUGGAUCAGAAUGGCUACAGCACAGACCCAUUCCAACAGGGACUCACUCCCCCACAGAUGCCCGGAGACCACAUGAACCCAUAUGGUAACGAUUCUGCAUUCCAUGACAUAGACAGUGACACAUCGUUAACCAGCCUAAGUGACUGCUUCAUGGCAUCAUCAGAGGUCAGCUCCAUGCAGGCUCGUGUGGGAAACCCGAUUGACCGCCUAUACUCCAUGCAAAACUCAUAUUUUGCAUCAUGAAAAGACAAGAAAAAAAACAAAGCACAGAAUAAACUGCACGGAUACGAAAGAAGAAACCGUCUGGGAUGGCCACCCGUGGGUUUUUGUGGGUGCCUACUCCAAGAUUGUGAAACCACUUGUAAGACAGCAAAGACUCCUGGGACAAAAGGAUUUGUUACAUGUUAGAAAUUGUUCAUUAGGAUGGUUUAACCCUCCCAGGAGAUACUGUAUUACUCUUUCUUUGUUCACCAGUAGAUAAGAAAGCCGCUGACACUCUCUCAAACCAAAUAAACAGUGAAUUUACAAGUGCAUGUUCAAUAUUAAACUUUUCUAAUUCAUCCCCCCCGGUUAAGAUGUGGUGUUUAGAUUGUUUCUUCUGACGCUACAUAGUUUACCAUGUUUACCAGUAGCAUUUUGAUCACUAUGGAUAGGUACUAGGUAUUGUGUUAAUAGUAAAUAGGUGCAGCAUGUCUGCAAGAGUGACUGUACAUUUGUGUAUGUUCGAGAGUUUUUGGUGAGAGAGAAGCAUUUAGAGGAGUUUAGAGAGGGUCAGUGAUAUGGUGGACUAGUAAGAUCAGUGAAAUGUAAAUACUUUUCCAAGGCAAAUUGGAUGUGCAUGUUAAAAAUGGAAAGCAUUCUAUUUAUUUAACUAUAACAGGCUCUUGAAGGUACAUAGUAAAAAUGAAAAGCUUUAUUUAAAAGGAGAACUUUUUUGGUUGAACAAUUAGUGAGUUCGCAAGUUUCACAACUUGUUUUUUCUGUGUGCCAUUCUAAUAUGAAGAUUAACCGUUUUUCCCAGCCUAGCUGUAAAUGAGCAAUGUGCUAUUUAUUUCGUACCAUAAACCCUUUGUUGUCAUUGUCAUAUGUGCAUCCUCAAAAUGUUAAAAGUUGCUAA